CCUACUUUAGUGCUAACCAAGAAUAUGACACCAAAAUACUCUCAGGAGUGUGAAAACGUUAUAAUCUACCACAUUGGCGUAGACCAGCUGGUUGGCAUCAAAGUAAGGACCAGCCCAUCUUAUUAUCUAUCUGACAAAUGGAUGCUUUCUUCGGUCAGGUGCGUUUGUUUCUGCGUAGACUUGACCAGUGGCUGACAACUGCUGAUGAACCAGAGGCAAUGGUGCAAGGGGAUGCUGAUGAUCUUCUUCUCCUUGGUGAAACCAUUCAUCAUCAUCUUGUUGGAAUGGUGGAAGGCGGAGAGAAUGGACUGACUCCAUUAGGCCGAUAUAUUGGAAGCCUCGUAGAAGCGUUUUCCGCGAUAACCAGUUCGUUUGGACACACAGUGGAUAUGCGAGCGUUCACAGCUGGUGCCAUUGCAACAGGGAGCAGGGGUAGACCACGACUGGACAUCGGGCAGGAACAGCUGAUAUUUCUAGUUGAUCAUGGCUUUUCUGUUUCAUCGAUAGCUGAGCUACUUGGAGUGUGCAGGAGUACUGUCAACAGGCGAAUGCGUGAAUGGGAUCUAUCGGUAGCUCGAAGGUACGCAGAUAUAAACGAUGCCGAGCUGGACAGAACCUUGCUAGAGAUCAAACGGGGAUUUCCGGACGCUGGAUACAGUAUGAUGGAUGGACUGCUGCGAUCAAGAGGUAUUAUCAUCCAGCGACAUAGGAUACGCCUGUCGGUAGCUAGAGUUGACCCGAUUGGAGUUGCUGAACGAUGGGCUACUUCAAUUCCUAGGAGAGUUUACCGUGUCAGUGGACCUAAUGCGUUGUGGCAUGUAGACGGAAACCACAAGCUGAUACGAUGGCAUUUUGUCAUCCAUGGUGGAGUAGACGGAUAUAGUCGAAUACCCGUGUUUUGUAAAUGCUCUACUAACAACCGUGCGACAACAGUGUUGGAGUCAUUUCUAGAAGCUGUUCGACAGUUUGGGUUGCCAUCAAGGGUAAGGUCAGACAAAGGAAUGGAAAAUGUAGAAAUAUCAAGGUUUAUGUUAGAACACAGAGGACCAGGACGAGGCAGUAUGAUAACAGGACGGAGUGUGCAUAACCAACGGAUUGAGCGUUUCUGGAGAGACCUUUUCCAAGGAUGUACCUUUCUUUUCUACUUUCUGUUCCGGAACUUAGAAGAGUGUUUUCUCCUUGAUGUAACAAAUGGCAAAGAUUUAUUUUGCUUACAGUACGUGUACCUGUCCAGAAUAAACCACGCUAUUAAACAAUUUUGUGACGGCUACAAAAAUCAUCGACUUCGGACUGCUAGAAACAGUACACCUAUUCAGCUAUGGAUAACAGGAAUGCUGCAGGGGGCAGAACUUCGAAAUAUGGAAGACCUGGACAUUGGUGCAAUUGAUGGUUAUGGCAUUGAUGGCCAUGGACCCAUUCCAUUGAAUGGUCUAGAUGAUUGUGAUGUUGUUCAAGUACCGCAGAUAGAAGACGCCCUCCCUCUCUUCUUUGCAAUUGCAGGAUCUGGUCAUGCUGAUAGACCCAAUGGCUGAUUCUGACUGUCAGGGAGUAGAUAUUUAUGUUAGAGCCCGUGAAUUUGUCUAUGCUGCAAAUGCAUGAAUAUAUAGGUCAUGUGUAACAUGGAGUUGUCAGUCAGUGGAUGGUCUGGUCAUUUAAUUUUCUACAUUUCAAUUUUUAUGUUUUCAUUUUUUAAUUUUUAUUUAUUUUUAUUUAAUUCUGUAAUGUUUUUAAUUUUUAAUUUUUAUUUUUCAAUAUUUAAUUUUUUAUUUGCAUUCUUAUUUAAAAUUUGGUAUAUCUUAAAUAUUAACUUUUAAUUUUUAAUUUUUUUAUUCUCCUUUUAUUAUUUAUAGAAUGGUUUUUAUCUGAUGACGUUUGAUUCUUGUGAUCUUUAGAUUUAUUUUUAAAGUUUGAUUUCUAGGCACUUGAAAUGACUGAAGUUUCUAGGCUCAAAACUAGAAACUUGAACGCGCAGUUCGCUUAUGCUGUUUCUAGAAAUGAAAUGACUGAAGACACUAGACACAACGGGGUUCCAGCGGGGCUUCCAUUCGAACGCGUGUCUCAGGAGAUCACAUUUCCAACACACAAGCAGGUGUUUGUUUUUACUUUACUUUCGUCACGUGCCAAACCACGCUGGCAGCUCUUGGCGGCGGACAACUCCGCUCACUCGUCGGACACGGAACUACUAAUCGUGUUUCUAUCCAAGGUGCCGGUGCCUCCUUGUCACGCAGCUUGACUGCAGAUGUGAACGUACGCUACGAUAAUGACAGCCCAGGGAUCGCCGAGUGACACGGUAGAACUCGAUCUACAAACAUUGUCUAGCACUAUUGACUCUCGUAGCUAUACGUAGCAUUGACAUAGUAGUCUACUUAGUGACUAGUUGUAGCUGACUAGCUAUGACCGUGUUCUUUCAGUUGUAGCCGCACACUGUUCUACGUUAGCUACUAGUAGUUGAGUUAAUUAAUUGAGUUGAGUUGAGCAAAUAGAGUUCAGUUGAGUUGACUUCAAAUUGAGUUCAGAAGGCG
This is a messenger RNA of Corticium candelabrum, 2522 nucleotides long. RefSeq lists its product as uncharacterized. The coding region runs from base 138 to 1532 and encodes 464 amino acids. The record is from RefSeq and is a predicted model, not a curated record. The transcript has 4 exons. Gene Ontology annotation, biological process: DNA integration. Gene Ontology annotation, molecular function: nucleic acid binding. NCBI's taxonomy places the organism in Eukaryota, Metazoa, Porifera, Homoscleromorpha, Homosclerophorida, Plakinidae.